AUGGAUAACCAGAGCAGAUUCCAGCCAAGUUAUUUUGAUUUGAUUCAACAUAGACAUCGACAGUCAUUGCCCUGUCUAUCCGCUUCACUGGCAUCAGACAGACCUGAUGAUAUUGAGCUAGGAGAACUUGAAGAGCGAGCUGUUGAUUCCGCAGAUGUCAGAGUCAACAAUGUUCUGCUGUUCGGUAUUCCCAUAGUUGGUCUUACAGUGGAUAAUAAGGAACGCCUUUGUUUGGCUCAGAUUUCUAACACCUUGCUUCGGGACUUCAGUUAUAAUGAGAUCCAUAAUCGACGAGUUGCUUUAGGUAUAACUUGUAUGCAGUGUUCGGCAUCUCAGCUGGAGAUCCUCCGACGAACAGGUGCUAUGCCGAUUUCCUCUAGAAGAUGUGGUCUUAUCACAAAACGUGAAGCAGAAAGAUUAGUGAAGUCGUUUGUAGAAGAAAUUCCACCACCAAGACUACCCGACGAUUUCUCUUUUCAUGUGAAGCAUCACUGUGGAUGGGGUUGCAAAGGAUUAUUUCAACCGUCACGGUAUAACAGUUCCAGAGCUAAAUGCAUUAAAUGCUACCACUGCGACAACUACUUUUCACCAAACAAGUUCAUUUUCCAUUAUCAUAAGCUUGAAAGCUCUGAAUAUCGUCAUCCAGAUGCUGCUAAUUUCAACUCAUGGAGACGACAUCUUUUUCUGACUGAUGAGAAUCCGCAGGAAUCUUUGCUUCACGCUUGGGAGGAUGUAAAGGCAAUGUUCAAUGGCGGCUGCCGCAAGAGAUUCUCUACCUCUACAAGAAGU
Lottia gigantea (owl limpet) is the source of this 789-nucleotide messenger RNA. RefSeq lists its product as hypothetical. Gene Ontology annotation, molecular function: SMAD binding; DNA-binding transcription factor activity, RNA polymerase II-specific; RNA polymerase II cis-regulatory region sequence-specific DNA binding. Gene Ontology annotation, cellular component: transcription regulator complex; nucleus. The annotation marks the transcript as partial. Gene Ontology annotation, biological process: negative regulation of BMP signaling pathway; negative regulation of transcription by RNA polymerase II. The record is from RefSeq and is a predicted model, not a curated record. NCBI's taxonomy places the organism in Eukaryota, Metazoa, Mollusca, Gastropoda, Lottiidae. The transcript has a single exon.